Messenger RNA from Octopus sinensis (East Asian common octopus), 2119 nucleotides. RefSeq names its product zinc finger protein 85-like. NCBI's taxonomy places the organism in Eukaryota, Metazoa, Mollusca, Cephalopoda, Octopoda, Octopodidae. The transcript has 2 exons. The record is from RefSeq and is a predicted model, not a curated record. Bases 431 to 1690 code for a protein of 419 amino acids.
CGCUAUAACCAUCUUGUGUUGAGAAUCGAAUGUUUGUAUUUUGAUGACUAUAGAAGCAUGUUACACUGUUAAACACUUAUAUGCUAGAACACAUUGUUGAAUGACAUUUGGAUGAAAGAAUUUUUUGCUUCAACUGCAUCCUCAAUUCUCAUUUGCUAAAGACCAAAUGAAAAUGUUAUACAAAACAAAUAUAAACAUAUUUAUAUAAAUCUAUGGUAGAAUUACUGUGAAAUAUUUCUCUUGGACCGAGAUUAAUAGCAAAAUUUCUCUAUUUCACUGUGUGGAAUAUGUACAAGAUGAUUUUGCAUUCUUAUAUUUUGCCUAACAAAAGAAUUUGCUGCAUUCCAGGUGGAAUUGUAGCAGAAGAAUGAUUUGUUGGAAAUGAAAUAUAAAAAAACCCAAAACUUCUAAAUAUUAGAUCAGAAGAAUUAUGGAAAACGAAUUGUGUGAGAACCAAAUUGAACUUAAAACAGAGUCUAAAAAUAUUCCUGAUAAGCUGAAAGAGAUAGGAAUAACAUCUUACCACUGUGAUAUAUGCAAAAUGCCAUUCCCUCAAAAAGGUAACCCCACCACUCACAAAUGUAGUCAUGCAGGAGAAAGAACAUACCGUUGUGACAUAUGCAGCAAAUCAUACUCUCAAAUGAAUUAUUUAACUCGACACAAACGUACUCAUAAAGUUGGGAAACCACACCACUGUGAUAUCUGUGGUAAAUCAUUCUCUCGAAGUGAUAGCUUGACCAAACACAAGCGUGUUCAUACAGGAGAGAAACCAUAUCACUGUGAUGUCUGUGGUAAAUCAUUCUCUUGUGGAAGUACCUUAACUAUUCACAAACGUAUUCAUACAGGAGAAAAACCAUAUCACUGUGAUAUCUGUGGUUUAUCAUUCUCACAAAGCAUUCGUUUAGCAAUACACAAACGCAUUCAUACAGGAGAAAAACCAUAUCACUGUGAUAUCUGUGGUAAAUCAUUCUCUGAAAAAGGUGUCUUAAAUAUUCAUAAACGUAUUCAUACAGGAGAGAAGCCAUAUCACUGUGAUAUCUGUGGCAAAUCAUUCUCUCAUGGAAGUACCUUAACUUCUCACAAGUAUAUUCAUACAGGACUGAAGCCAUAUCACUGUGAUAUCUGUGGCAGAUCAUUCUCUCAAGUUGGUCAAGUAACUAUACAUAAACGUAUUCAUACAGGAAUAUACCCAUAUCAGUGUGAUAUCUGUGGUAAAUCAGUCUCUCGGAGUGAUCAGUUAAGUGAACAUAAACGGACUCAUACAGGUGAGAAACCAUAUCACUGUAAUAUCUGUGGUAAAUCCUUCACGGUAUCAAGUAGCUUAACUAUACACAAACGCAUUCAUACAGGAGAGAAGCCGUAUCACUGUGAUAUUUGUAGUGAGUCAUUCGCUCGAAAUGAUCACUUAACUGAACACAGAUACAUUCAUACAGGAGAAAAGCCAUAUCAGUGUGAUAUUUGUGGUAAAACAUUAUCAGGAAGUAGUGGUUUAACUAAACACAAACGUAUUCAUACUGGAGAGAAGCCGUACCACUGUGAUGUCUGUGGUAAAUCAUUCUCACUAAAUCAACACCUAAUUAAACACAUACGUAUUCAUACAGGAGAGAAGCCAUUUCUCUGUAAUAUCUGCAGUAGAUCAUUUGCUCAGUCAAGCCAGUUAAAUAAACACAAAUGCAUUCGUACAAGUUAGAAAUCACCUCACUAGUGUCUGUGCUAAAACAUUCUUUGGAUUUAGUAACUUAGACAUCAAAUGCAUUCUGAAAGGGGAAACCACAACGAUGUAAUGUUUGUCAAUUAUUCUCUAAAAGAAGUUAAUUCACUACACAUGGGCAUUCAUACUGAAGAGCAACCAUAUUAAUGUCAAAAGCUAUUCUGUGGGGGAAAUAUUUAACCAAAUAUAUAUUUACACAUGUAUGAUAACAUUCCAGCAUAUUAUAUAACCACAAUUAUAAUGUGAGCUAUUGUGAUUUUUUUAAUAAAUACAUUAUUUCAGAAUACUUAUAUAUUUCAUUUAAUAUUAUUUCCAGAACAGAGAGGGGAGGAACUAUUUAUUUAAUUGACAGUAUUAACAAAUAUCUGAGAAAUAUAUUCUCUUAAAUCAAAGAUAUCACUGUACAAU